AUGAUACUAUUGUGGACCGGGUUCCUGAUUCUCCUAUUCACAUCACAAACUUAUCUGUGUGCCGGUGCAGUGACUACUGCUCAAAAAACACUGUUGCUUUCUAUGCACAAUGAUGCACGACAGCAAUUGCUCGACUGUAAAAUGAUCGGACAACCGGUGCCUGCUACAAUGCCAAUGUUGGUUUGGAAUGAUGCCUUGGCGGCCAAAGCUCAAACCUGGUCAGAUCAGUGCACCGUCGGGCACGAUACAUCCAGUGCUCGGGCAGUUGGUUCAUGGACGUGGGUUGGUCAGAAUUUCGCUGGAACUGGAAUUCUCAACCAGGCUGUACCAAUGUGGGUUGAGGAGAACAAAAAUUACAACUACGACACGAACACAUGCAAUGCUACCGCUUGCGGUCAUUACACUCAAGUUGUAUGGGCCGCAUCAACCGAUAUCGGAUGCGGUGUGACAGAUUGCAAAUCUAAUCCUAGUUAUGCAUACGGGCUAUCCAUUGUAUGCAACUACGGUCCUGGUGGUAAUUACGCUGGACAAAAACCGUACACCAAGGGGAAUCAAAGCGUCUGUCUGGUGUCGAAAAAUUCCACGGCUGCCAUUUUGAGCGCUGCCGCGCCGGCCGUUACAUCCGUGGCCUUCACAAUGAUGGUUCAUUGA
This is a messenger RNA of Echinostoma caproni, 651 nucleotides long. Lineage: Eukaryota; Metazoa; Platyhelminthes; Trematoda; Plagiorchiida; Echinostomatidae. The record is from the annotation of a GenBank genome assembly.